AAAAAAACCGAAGAAGAAGAAAACAAACCGGAACACUGUCUUCUUUGUGCCACACCGGGUUGUUUUAAAACUACCUGUUCUCUCUGUAUUUUCUCACCUAAUAAUCAAAACGUCGCAAUACGCAUACGGAAUGAGAGGAGACCGCGGCAGGGGCCGAGGAGGCCGCUUCGGGGCCCGCGGAGGAAUAGGUCAGGGGUACCGUCCAUUCGUUCCACACAUCCCCUUUGAUUUAUAUGUGUGUGAGAUGGCCUUCCCCAGAGUGAAACCCGCUCCUGAUGAGUCCACUUUCAGCGAAUGUCUCCUGAAGAGGAACCAGGACCUGAGCCCCACACCUGCUGAACAGUCCUCCAUCUUGUCUUUAGUUACGAAGAUCAAUAACGUCAUCGACAACCUGAUCGUUGCACCUGGAAGCUUUGAAGUG
Nematolebias whitei (Rio pearlfish) is the source of this 421-nucleotide messenger RNA. RefSeq names its product interleukin enhancer-binding factor 2 homolog. The annotation marks the transcript as partial. The transcript has 5 exons. The record is from RefSeq and is a predicted model, not a curated record. Lineage: Eukaryota; Metazoa; Chordata; Actinopteri; Cyprinodontiformes; Rivulidae.